Messenger RNA from Poecilia reticulata (guppy), 3944 nucleotides. RefSeq names its product RAB11 family interacting protein 3 (class II) (gene rab11fip3). The record is from RefSeq and is a predicted model, not a curated record. Gene Ontology annotation, cellular component: recycling endosome membrane; midbody; endocytic vesicle. Gene Ontology annotation, molecular function: calcium ion binding. Lineage: Eukaryota; Metazoa; Chordata; Actinopteri; Cyprinodontiformes; Poeciliidae. Gene Ontology annotation, biological process: endocytic recycling; regulation of cytokinesis.
UGUUUUGUAAAGAACUUCCGGUGGAAAGCUGCCAUGGAGCCUCACACUGCGGGGUAUUUUCUACGCGUGCGUCUGACGUCAUCGCUGAGUGUAUGCGGCUGGAGGAGGCGGAGGCGGCGGCGGAGGAGGAUGGGACACUGCUGAUGCUGAUGCGAGAGCUUUCUCUGUGAUCAACGUCGGUGGACAGAUCCUCGCAUCAUGGAUCUACCUGAUCUCAUUUGAACACCUUUAGUUUUAUUUUUCUGGAGAAGGAGAGGCGCUGAUCCGGAGAACGACGCCGGAUCUGAGGAGGAAACGACGGCUUGGACUCGUCACUCCUCUCUCCUCCUGGCCUGCCGCGGCUGACACAGGUGGACAGAGCGGGGAGGGGAGCUUUAAAAGAAGGAAACGAAAGGAAACGAAGACAUGGCGUUGGAUUAUAAGCCCCAUAAAGGAAAUACUGACCAUUUUCGUUAAUUAGGGCUAAAAUGUUAACCUGUUAGCAGGCUAGUGGGCUAAUUUGUGUAGCUAGUCGGCUAGCAGCCGCCUCGACCAAUGGCCGCGGAGAAGGUAGAUGCUCGAAGGAGGAGUUAGAGCCAGUUGUCCGGCAUAAACACGGCGGCUCCGGGGCUUAACGGCCCCAAACAGCUGGAGCUGGUUUCGGCUUUGAGCAGCGCUAAUUACCGUUUGAGGUCCAGCCGUUGGUGCUGGUUCCGGCUCGGAGGCGGCAUGUCGGCGGUUUAGCGGCUCGCAGGCCGUGAGGGAAGGACGCUUGGCUGAUGUUGGAUGUUUUCUGGCUCAGCAGCCAUGACGGAAAACCAGGCUGUGAGUGAAAACAUGUCUUAUGUGUUAAGGUAACGGUUUAGAAGUGUGAGUUUGAUUUUUUAUUUUAAUUAAACUGAACUGACAUUUUGACUUUUAUUCACUGGAAAUUAAAAGUUUCAACCAUUAAAAACAUGGCAGUGAAUUUGAGAAGCUGCUUCCUAACGAUAGAGGUUGUGUAGAUGGAGCCUACAGUUGUUUCCGGCCCCUUGGGGCAUGCUCAGUGGGAGCCAGAGCAGCCAUUUCCGCUGGGAUUUCAACCAGUGGAUCCAGACAGCCCCAGCGGUACUGCUCAGACUGGUUUGGACUUCAGGAAAGGUGACUAUGACGAUGCAACGCCUCAGAAAAGUGUGGAAAAGCCGGUAGCCCUGGAGGACCUCAUCACAGUCUCGGCUUUUUCCUGUGAGGAUCUGCAGCUGGAAGGAAAACAAGCCAGCGCCUAUCUGCAAGGAUUGACUUUAACUGAAAGUUUUGAGGAAAUCAGAGACAGCACUUUGUCGUGGCUCUUCUCUCCAACUCUGACUGAUGUGAUGGGGAAGGAGUUGACUUUAAAAGCAGAUUCCCAUGAGGAAUCCAACGCCGUCGCUGAUCAGGGCGACCUAAUAAGCCUCGGCUCUCCUUUUAACAUCUCCAGGAGGAAUUCUGGAGAGCCGUUUCUGCUGGUUGACCUCUCCGGGGUCACCCAGGACUCGCCCACCCAGUUAAACGCUCAGAUUGCUGCAGAGGAGCAGGCAGCGCUCCCUCCCUCUCAGACUUUGUCACCUGAAACCGGAGACAAAGGUUUAUUCCCUGAUCAAGUGACUGAUCUGCCUUUAACCAGCAGCCCUGCUGAGAGCUGCCAUUCGCCGCUUUUGUUGGAUUUUGACAGUCCUGCUUCUGUUGUACCAAAAAAUGAGGCUCAGUCUGCUGUAAUCGGCCAUGUUCCUUCAGAGGAGAGGAGUGAAAACGAUGAAGACUCUGUGGAUUUGAUGGAAGACCGAAGUAGUUUCGCUGCUAAAACGCGAUCAAACCAGGAGGAAAUGGCUCUGGAUCUGUGUUUGACUGCUGAGGAGGUUCAUGACGAUGAUGAUGGUGGUUCAGAGGGGAGGCAGCAUCAGGUGGCGUCUUUUGAUUUAAACCUUCCUCCUCCUCCGGCGGCAAACGCCAGACAAGACGACGCGUCUUCUCUGAAGGCGGUGUUCGACGCCUUGGACCAAGACGGAGAUGGGUUUGUCCGCGUCGAGGAGUUUUUGGAGUUUGCGGCGGCGUACGGGGCAGAUCAGGUGAAGGACCUGACCAGGUUUCUGGACCCCAGCGGUCUCGGCGUCAUCAGUUUUGAAGAUUUCCACAGAGGAAUCUCUGCGAUCAGCAAUGGAGGUCCAGAACCGCAGCUCUACAGCUACAACCCGGGGGACGGCGCCGGCGGCUGCCCAGAGGAGUACGACGAGAACGAGGUGACGGACAGCGCGUACCUGGGCUCGGAGAGCACCUACAGCGAGUGCGAGACGUUCACAGACGAGGACACGGGGGCGCUGGUUCCCCCCGAGAUGCACGAGGACGUGGAGACGGACAGCGGCAUCGAAGCCACACUGCACGACCCCGACGACGGGGGAAGCAGGUUCUCCCUGAACUCGGAGCUCCACAGCCACUCCCUGGUGACGGUCAUCAGCGGGGAGGAGGAGCACUUCGAGGACUUCGGGGAGAGCAACACGUCGGAGCUGCUGCUGGAGCCCAGCGUGGACGGCUCCAUGGGGAAGGGCGACGCCGCCGCGCUCGCCCCGCCGCCCCAGCAGAUCAACGGCGACGCCGUCAUCUCCCCCAGCGCCCCCGCCGGCCUCCCUGACUGCUUCCAGAGCUUCCUCAGGGAGGAGGCGCUGGACUUUUUCUGUAGCCAGUGUCACAGGCAGAUCAGUCGCCUGGAGGAUCUGUCCACUCGCCUCAAUUUCCUAGAGAUGACUAGCGCCGGGAAGCGGCUUUCCAGCAAGAAGGUGGCGAGGCACCUGCUGCAGAACAGCUCCAUGACUCUGGACACCAUGAGCGACUUGACGCGGGACAUCCUGGAGCUCGCCGACAACGACAUCACAGACAAGGUGCUGCUCCUGGAGCGGCGCGUGGCGGAGCUGGAGAAGGAGUCGGAGGCGUCGGGCGAGCAGCACGCCCGGCUGCGGCAGGAGAACCUGCAGCUGGUGCACCGGGCCAACGCGCUGGAGGAGCAGCUGAAGGAGCAGGAGCUGCAGGCCGACGAGGAGCUGCAGCAGGAGAACCGCCGCCACAAGGAGGCGCUGUGCAAGCUGGAGCGGGAGAAGGGGCUGGAGCUGGAGAACGCCCAGGCCCGGCUGCAGCAGCUGGACGACGAGAACGGCGAGCUGCGGUCCUGCGUUCCCUGCCUCAGAGCGAACAUCGAGCGACUGGAGGAGGAGAAGCGGAAGCUGCAAGACGAGGUGGAAACUCAGUCCGACAGGCUGAACGAGGAGACGGAGUCCCGCAGGAAGAUGGCCGACAAGCUGAGUCACGAGCGCCAUCAGAACCAGAAGGAGAAGGAGAGCACCCAGGAGCUGAUCGAAGAUCUGCGGAAGCAGCUGGAGCAUCUGCAGCUCUACAAGCUGGAGGCCGAGGCCAAGCGGGGCCGAACCCCCGGCGCCGGGCUGCAGGAGUACCAGACCCGGACCCGGGAGGCCGAGCUGGAGCAGGAGAUCAAAAGACUCAAACAGGACAACCGAACUCUGAAGGAGCAGAACGACGAGUUGAACGGACAGAUCAUCAACCUGAGCAUCCAGGGAGCCAAGAACCUGAUGUCGGCCUCCUUCUCCGAUUCCCUGGCCGCCGAGAUCAGCUCCGUGUCUCGGGCCGAACUGAUGGAGGCCGUUCACAAGCAGGAGGAGAUCAACUACCGGCUCCAGGAUUACAUCGAUAAGAUCAUCGUGGCCAUCAUGGAGUCCAACCCCUCCAUCCUGGAGGUCAAAUAGGCCGCAGGCAGCCCAUCAGGAACGGGCGCCGCCGGCUCCACAGGCUGAAAACUUAUUUACAUCGAACACCUGGAACCAGGAAAACGAGGCAGAGGAUGUACAAAUUAAUUUAUUGGACCUUCUUACGACACUCAUUAGACUGGAUUAGAAAAGAAUGGCGAUAAAUUUCUAGAGUCCCAGGCUGUCAGUGAAAGAUAA